AUGCAAUUCUCCAUAGCUUCCGUUAUGACUCUAGUCCUCGGUUCAGGACUCUCAGUUCAUGGAUACAUACCCCCUCGAGCAUUCAAUAAAGCCAAUGAGUAUCCGGAAGAAAAAUGGCCUAAACAUCAAGUCUUUGUGCCCUGUAUCUCUCUUGACAAGACAGACGUCUCCGCCUGUUUGUUUGCUAUGUCCGGGCAACGUAUGCUCGCAUGCUCCAAUCAAAACUGCAACCCCGGAACCAACGGCGAAGAUGGUCUCGGCGAUAUCGGUGGGGGCUGUGCCGAAUUGGACACACAUUUCACGGCAGGCAGAAUCAAAAGUGUUACUAGUAGACACCAGCUAUUCGUGAGAUUGGAGAGGCGAUAUUGGCAGGCUUCGAAGCUUUCGUUACCGAUGCCACUAAAAUGGCGCUCGAUGGGAUCAUCGAGGUCCCGAAAUAAGGGAGCGCUGGAUAUGGAUAGUCAUGGGGCUGAGAUUGAGUGUUAA
Botrytis porri is the source of this 486-nucleotide messenger RNA. RefSeq lists its product as uncharacterized. The record is from RefSeq and is a predicted model, not a curated record. The transcript is spliced from 2 exons. The coding region runs from base 1 to 486 and encodes 161 amino acids. Lineage: Eukaryota; Fungi; Ascomycota; Leotiomycetes; Helotiales; Sclerotiniaceae.